AGAAAAAAAAAAUAAAAAAUUAAGACUUUAUUCAGAUUCGACUUGUGCUUCUCUUGCAACGUUUCAAUUUCGUGUACCUUCGAUCUAAAAGUUCCAAUUUUGAAAAUAGGGUUUUUCUGGGUUUUUCCGAUUUAAGCUACUCUACUCUCGCUCUAUCUAGGGUUUUUUGGAAAUUGGGGGAAGAAGAUGCAUAUAAAAGAGAUAUGCUUAGAGGGUUUCAAAUCGUAUGCGACGAGAACGGUUGUUUCUGGUUUCGAUCAACAUUUUAAUGCGAUAACGGGUCUGAAUGGGUCGGGAAAAUCCAAUAUCCUCGAUUCAAUCUGUUUCGUUCUGGGUAUCACUAAUCUCCAGCAGGUUCGAGCUGCUAAUUUGCAGGAGCUCGUCUAUAAGCAAGGACAAGCUGGGAUUACCAAAGCAACUGUCUCCGUUACAUUUGACAAUUCCGAGAGACACAGGAGUCCUCUAGGCUAUGAGGAGCACCCGGAGAUUACUGUCACUAGACAAAUUGUAGUUGGUGGUAGGAACAAGUAUUUGAUAAAUGGGAAGCUAGCACAACCAAGUCAAGUUCAGAAUCUUUUCCACUCGGUGCAGCUUAAUGUCAACAACCCACAUUUUCUCAUUAUGCAAGGGCGUAUCACCAAAGUUCUAAACAUGAAACCUCCCGAGAUUUUAUCCAUGCUUGAAGAAGCUGCUGGAACAAGAAUGUAUGAAAACAAGAAAGAAGCUGCAUUGAAAACACUUGAGAAGAAGCAAACCAAGGUUGAUGAGAUUAAUAAGCUCCUUGAUCAUGAAAUUUUGCCGGCUCUGGAGAAGUUGAGGAAAGAGAAAUCACAGUACAUGCAGUGGGCUAAUGGUAACGCCGAGCUGGAUCGACUGAGGAGAUUCUGUAUUGCCUUUGAAUAUGUUCAAGCAGAGAAGAUUAGAGAUAAUGCUGUUCUUGGAGUUGGAGAAAUGAAGAAGAAACUUACGAAGAUCGACGAGGAUACAGAAAAGACGCAGGGAGAUAUACAGGAAAUUGAGAAACAGAUAAAAACUCUGACUCGGGAAAAGGAAGCCAGCAUGGGGGGAGAAGUUAAAACUCUGUCUGAAAAAGUGGAUUCACUGUCUCAAGAAAUGACACGUGAGUCAUCUAAGCUUAAUAACAAGGAGGACACCCUUUUGGGAGAAAAAGAGAAUGCUGAAAAGAUUGUUCACAAUAUUGAAGAUUUAAAGAAUUCCGUAAAAGAGAGAGCUGCUGCUGUGAAGAAGUCUGAGGAAGGAGCGGCAGAUCUAAAACAAAAAUUCCAAGAACUCUCCACCACAUUGGAAGAGCGUGAAAAGGAACACCAGGGCGUAGUAGCUGGUAAGAGUAGUGGAGAUGAAGAGAAAUGCUUAGAAGAUCAACUACGGGAUGCAAAGAUUGCUGUUGGAACAGCUGGAACAGAGUUGAAACAGCUGAAAACCAAAAUAGAACACUGUUCAAAGGAGCUAAAUGAGAGAAAAUCUCAGUUAACGUCAAAACGUGAAGAAGCCGUUGAAGUGGAGAAUGAACUUGGAGCCAGGAAAAAUGAUGUGGAACGUGUAAAAAAGACACUCGAAUCUAUUCCUUAUAAUGAGGGUCAGAUGGAAGCUUUGGAGAAGGACCGCGGAGCCGAACUUGAAGUUGUACAAAGGCUGGAAGAUAAAGUGCGUGGGUUAUCAGCUCAAUUAGCAAAUGUUCAGUUUACAUACCGCGAUCCUGAGAGGAACUUUGACCGUUCUAAGGUGAAAGGUGUGGUCGCAAAACUAAUAAAAGUAAAAGAUAGGUCAUCAAUGACAGCGUUGGAGGUUACUGCUGGUGGGAAGUUGUAUAAUGUUGUUGUUGACUCAGAAGAUACUGGAAAGCAGCUCCUUCAGAACGGUGCUCUUAGGAGAAGAGUUACAAUUAUACCUCUGAACAAAAUCCAAUCCUACGUUGUUCAGCCUAGAGUGCAGCAAGCGACUGCUAGAUUGGUAGGAAAAGAUAAUGCUGAACUGGCACUUUCCUUAGUCGGUUACAGCGAUGAACUAAAGAAUGCCAUGGAGUAUGUUUUUGGCUCCACUUUUGUUUGCAAAACUACUGAUGCAGCCAAGGAAGUUGCUUUCAAUCGGGAUAUUCGGACUCCAAGUGUCACACUUGAAGGUGAUAUUUUCCAACCAAGUGGUCUUCUUACUGGUGGGAGUCGCAAGGGUGGAGGUGAUCUCCUCAGGCAACUUCAUGACCUGGCAGAAGCUGAAUCAAAAUUACAAGGACACCAGAAAAGGUUGGCUGACAUUGAAGCGCAGAUCAGAGAGCUUCAGCCUCUUCAAAAGAAAUUCACAGAUGUUAAUGCACAGUUGGAGCUAAAAACGUAUGACUUGUCCUUAUUUUUGAAGAGGGCUGAACAGAAUGAGCACCACAAGCUUGGUGAAGCAGUAAAAAAACUUGAAGAAGAGCUUGAAGAAGCGAGAUCCCAAAUCAAAGAGAAGGAACUUGCUUACAAAAAUUGUGUGGAUACUGUUUCCAAACUAGAGAAUUCCAUUAAAGACCAUGACAAAAACAGAGAGGGAAGACUCAAGGACUUGGAAAAAACUAUUAAGACCAUCAAAUCUCAGAUGCAGGCAGCUUCCAAAGAUUUAAAGAGUCAUGAAAAUGAAAAAGAGAAGCUUGUGAUGGAGGAAGAAGCAAUGGUGCAAGAACUGCAGGUUGAUGCCUUACAGAAGAUUCAUGAUGAGUCUCUUGCUGAGCUCAAGUUGAUACAUGCAAAGAUGAAGGAAUGUGAUACACAGAUAAGUGGUCUGGUUACUGACCAGGAAAAGUUUCUGCAGAAGCUUAGUGAGAUGAAGCUUGAGAGAAAGAAAUUGGAAAAUGAGGUCGUAAGGAUGGAAACAGAUCACAAGGAUUGUUCCGCGAAGGUAGACAAACUUGUUGAAAAGCAUACAUGGAUAGCAUCUGAAAAGCAACUUUUUGGAAAAGGAGGGACAGAUUAUGAUUUUGAAUCUUGUGAUCCGUAUGUAGCCAGAGAAAAACUUGAAAAACUUCAGGCAGAUCAAUCAGGCUUGGAAAAAAGAGUGAACAAGAAGGUUAUGGCUAUGUUUGAGAAAGCAGAAGAUGAAUACAAUGCUCUGAUAUCGAAGAAAAAUACUAUCGAGAAUGACAAAUCAAAAAUCACAAAAGUGAUUGAGGAGCUUGAUGAGAAGAAAAAAGAAACCCUGAAAGUUACGUGGGUUAAAGUUAACCAGGAUUUUGGAUCUAUCUUUUCAACUCUACUACCUGGCACCAUGGCAAAACUAGAACCUCCUGAAAGCGGCAAUUUCCUUGAUGGUCUUGAGGCGCGUGUUGCCUUUGGAAAAGUUUGGAAGCAGUCUUUAUCAGAACUCAGUGGAGGGCAAAGAUCACUUCUUGCGCUAUCACUAAUAUUGGCAUUGCUUCUCUUCAAACCAGCUCCUCUUUAUAUAUUAGAUGAGGUUGAUGCAGCUCUUGAUCUCAGUCACACACAGAACAUAGGAAGAAUGAUAAAAGCUCAUUUCCCUCACUCGCAGUUUAUCGUGGUCUCGCUGAAAGAAGGAAUGUUCAACAACGCCAACGUUCUUUUCCGAACAAAGUUCGUUGAUGGAGUUUCAACAGUCCAAAGGACAGUAACAAAGCAGACCAAGUGAUACGUCUUAUACGUCAUUAAUUAAGAUCAAGAAUGUAUUCCAAACACUAUUCAUCACUAUGCAGAUUUUGCAAUCCCAUUUAGAAUUUUACAGCUUAAUGUUUUACUUUGUAUGUCUAUAUUUUUAAGCUAAAAAACUUACCUGGGAGCAA
This is a messenger RNA of Camelina sativa (false flax), 3787 nucleotides long. NCBI's taxonomy places the organism in Eukaryota, Viridiplantae, Streptophyta, Magnoliopsida, Brassicales, Brassicaceae. The record is from RefSeq and is a predicted model, not a curated record.